Triplophysa dalaica is the source of this 2918-nucleotide messenger RNA. RefSeq names its product angiopoietin-like 2a (gene angptl2a). The transcript is spliced from 5 exons. The record is from RefSeq and is a predicted model, not a curated record. Bases 388 to 1962 code for a protein of 524 amino acids. NCBI's taxonomy places the organism in Eukaryota, Metazoa, Chordata, Actinopteri, Cypriniformes, Nemacheilidae.
UGGAGGUUGAGGACGUCGCUCCCUAAAUCAACGUGUCAUUUUCAUUGAACAUUUAACUGCUAACAGACAGAGUAACAUUGGGACGGAAUGGUUUGUAGGAGGUUCAUGUGAACACAUGUUGUUCCACACUGAACGCACACCAGUUUCUGAGGAACACAAUGAGACUGUCACACAACUGAGGAAACAGACGAGCGCUGAGAGACGGAGAAGAGGACAGAGGGACACCACGGGACAGAGAGGACGUUAGCGGAUGGGUGAUGCCUUCAGCCCGCAGGGACGACAGCAUCCAACCUGCCUGGCUAGUGAUUAAAGGGACCAAACAGAGAGAAAGAGCGAGACACAGCAGGACAGCCAGGAAUACGGAUAAACUGUUCUGAGGGACACAUCAUGGCUUUAAAUGUCCUACUGCUGGCCCUGCUGACUCUCACCCUGUCUCAGCCUCGCUCCGCUCUGCAUGCCGCUCAGGAGUUCGACAGCAGAGACGACAUACUUGAAAAGGAGUUCAUGUACGCCAGUCGCCCCAAACGCUCCGCCGAGUCACCCGAGGCGGACAAAUGCUCCUACACCUUCAUCGUGCCUCAGCAGAAGACCACAGGUGCUAUUUGCGUGAACUCCAAAGAACCGGAAGCCCUGCUCGAGAAUCGAGUGAACAAGCAAGAGCUGGAACUGCUGAACGGUGAGCUGCACAAGCAGAGGCGUCAGAUCGAGACGCUCCAGCAGCUGGUGGAGGUGGACGGUGGCGUGGUCAACGAAGUCAAGCUGCUGCGCAAGGAGUCGCGCAACAUGAACUCCCGCGUGACACAGCUUUACAUGCAGCUGCUGCAUGAAAUUAUCCGCAAGAGGGACAACGCUCUAGAGGUUUCUCAGCUGGAGAACCGCGUCCUCAAUCACACGGCCGAGAUGCAGCAGCUGACCACGCGCUAUCGUGACCUGGAACACAAAUACCUGCAUUUGUCGUCUCUCGCCAGCAACCAGAGUGCCUUGAUCGUGCAGCUAGAGGAGCACUGUCGGAGAGGAGGCUUCGUCGGUGCAGGUGUUGGCCGACAGGCACGACCUUACCAACCUCCUGCCAUCCUGCCCCAGCCGGCGCAGCAACCCCAACCUCCCCUACACAGACCGCCUCCUCCUCCCAUUCAACAUGCCCCAGCGGUGAGACCCUUCCACCCACCGCCCUACAACCGCCACAUUAACCAAAUGACCAAUGAGAUCCAGAGCGACCAAAACUCUAAAGCAAUACCACAAACUUUACCAACCAUGCCAUCUGGAACCGACAGCUUCUCAACGGAUAAACCCUCAGGACCGUUUAAAGACUGCCUGCAGGCUCUAGACGAAGGCCAAACACACAGCGGCAUGUAUCUGGUGAAGCCAGAAAACAUCAACAAACUAAUGCAGGUCUGGUGUGACCAGAGACACGAUCCCGGCGGCUGGACGGUCAUCCAGAGGCGCCUGGACGGUUCGGUCAACUUCUUCCGAAACUGGGAGACAUAUAAGCAAGGGUUCGGGAACAUUGAUGGUGAAUACUGGCUUGGUUUGGAAAACAUCUACUCGCUGACCAACCAAGGGAACUACAAGCUUUUGGUGACCCUCGAGGACUGGUCCGGCAGAAAGACGUUUGCCGAAUAUGCCAGUUUCCGCUUAGAGCCGGAGGCGGACUUUUACAAGCUGAGGGUGGGGCGUUACCAUGGAAACGCAGGGGAUUCUCUCACCUGGCACAACGGAAAACAGUUCACCACCCUGGACAGAGAUCAUGAUGCCUACACAGGUAACUGUGCUCAUUAUCAAAAGGGUGGUUGGUGGUACAAUGCGUGUGCCCACUCGAACCUGAACGGGGUAUGGUACCGAGGUGGUCAUUAUCGCAGUCGCUAUCAGGAUGGAGUUUACUGGGCUGAGUUCCGUGGGGGGUCGUACUCCCUGAAAAAAGUCACAAUGAUGAUCCGCCCAAAUCCGAACACUUUCCAUUAGAACAUGAUGCAAAGAAAGUCAAGACAAGCAAUAAAGUGCAAUUGUUUAACUUUAUGUCUUUCUUAAUGUUUAUCUACAGUAAUUUACCAGUCAUAUGAAUUCAUAAUAUGCAUACUCAGACCAAAGUAGCAACAUUUAAACUACCAAAGUGCAAUGACUUCCUACACAACUUGACCAAUCGUCCUCAUUGUGUCCUGGCUUUGCUGACAACGAAGAGCAAAUUAAGAUCUUCUCAAGAGUCUUCAAUCAGACAGACCUGGCAACCCAGGCUCCUCAUGACAGAAAGAACUCAAACAGAUCUUCUGUCACAUCAGGGGUGCAAGAUCUCUACAGAAGCUGAACAUGAACAUUUUUUAUGUUCUUAUAAGUUUGUAAACUGAGGCAACAAGAACAAUGUAUGGCAAAACUCAACCAACUGCACGGUGACUGUCAGUAAUUUUAUUAUUAUUAGCUAGAUGUGAUAACAAAGAGGAAUAACGUUACUGUAACUUCAUUUUCAUUUCAUUUUAUUGAUUUCAUAUAAAUGGUGAGUUCCAGUUGACUUAUGGUGCCCUAAGAAGUGGACUACACAAGAUAGUCAGCCAUCUGAACUGCCAAAUGCAUAAAAAGUGCAUCAAUCAAUAUAUCCAUACCAGAAGGGAGAAUGCAUGCAUCUUUCUGCAUGCAAAACGAAGAAUCAAAUUCAAGCAACAAAUUAGUUGACAAAAAAAAAUAUGUUCAAUCUCAAAUGCAAGAUGUUUGAAAACCAUUGCAAAGUGUAAAAAUGUGUCUUCCUUAGAUUUUUUUUUACAUCAAAUGAACAUUUUUGGGUCUUGGAAUGAUUUUCAUAUGGUUCUUUAGACUGAAUCUUGUUUUAAAAGAAACCCUUGUACAUAGAAACGAAGUGUGAGUGUUUUUGUAAGGCAAAGUAUUGUCGUGUUGUGUACCAGAAUUUUCCAAUAAAUUAUGUACUGUCA